Molecule: messenger RNA, 1473 nt
Organism: Camelina sativa (false flax)
Lineage: Eukaryota; Viridiplantae; Streptophyta; Magnoliopsida; Brassicales; Brassicaceae
Product: syntaxin-124
Biological process (GO): vesicle fusion; exocytosis; intracellular protein transport
Cellular component (GO): plasma membrane; SNARE complex; endomembrane system
Molecular function (GO): SNAP receptor activity; SNARE binding
Source: RefSeq, a predicted model, not a curated record
UCCCCUAAAUUAAACCAUGCCUAGUCACUGAAUAUACUAAAUAGAGUGCUUUGUUUCCAUAAAUAGGGAUGAGAGCUCGUUUGUGAGACUCAUCCAAAAGAAGAGAGCUUUUGGAGGUUUUCAUCGGGCUAAUUUGGUUUAACAGGAAGCUCUGUCAUUGGCUAUUUUUGGAUAGUUUCCAAAACUGGUCGUGCGUCUCUUCUCCAAACAAAACAAAACAAACCAUCUCUAACAAAACUAGUUGCGAACCUCUUCCAAAAUAGGAAAACAAAUCUUCCCCAUCUUCUUCCUCGUACCCAAGCAGAGGGAUGAUGAUCUUCAUCAAGAUCAUUGUCCCUUGAACCCAAAAUAAUAUAUCAAAUAGAACUUGUUUCUUGUAUAUAAUUUGCAUACACUUGGUGAAAUUUUCUUAAAUCAAAUAGAAAAAAAAUGAAUGAUUUAUUCUCCAGUUCGUUUAAGAAGUACACGGACCUGAAGCAACAGGCCCAAAUGGACGAUAUCGAAGCAGGUAAAGAGACGAUGAACCUCGAUAAGUUCUUCGAGGAUGUCGAAAAUGUCAAAGAUGACAUGAAAGGCAUAGAGACUCUUUACAAGAAGCUUCAAGAUUCGAACGAAGAGUGCAAAACGGUACACAAUGCCAACAAAGUUAAGGAACUUCGAGCAAAGAUGGAUGGAGAUGUUGCUCAGGUCCUCAAGAGAGUCAAGAUCAUCAAACAAAAGCUGGAGGCGCUUGAAAAGGCAAAUGCUAAUAGCCGUAAUGUCCCUGGUUGUGGCCCUGGCUCUUCCACCGAUAGGACCAGGACGUCUGUUGUUAGUGGACUAGGGAAAAAGCUUAAGGACUUGAUGGAUAGUUUUCAAGGUCUGCGCGCACGGAUGAACGCUGAGUAUAAAGAAACCGUAGAACGCAGAUAUUUCACAAUAACCGGAGAAAAGGCAGACGAACAAACGAUUGAGAACUUGAUUUCGAGCGGUGAAAGCGAGAAUUUUCUCCAGAAAGCGAUACAAGAACAAGGGAGAGGCCAAAUAUUAGACACCAUAUCAGAGAUUCAAGAGAGACAUGACGCGGUGAAAGAGAUAGAGAAGAAUCUUUUAGAGCUUCACCAAGUGUUUUUAGACAUGGCGGCUUUGGUUGAAGCACAAGGUCAGCAACUAAAUGACAUUGAAAGCCACGUGUCGAAGGCUAGCUCGUUUGUGAGAAGAGGGACAGACCAGCUUCAAGAUGCAAGAGAGUACCAAAAGAGCUCGAGGAAAUGGACUUGUUAUGCCAUUAUUCUUUUCAUCGUUGUUUUCGCUUUGCUUCUCAUACCAUUCUUACCUCAUAUUAUGCUCAUGCUGAAGUGAUUUUUUUGGAUAGAGAAUCUUGUCUAUAAUUAUUUGUCUCAUCUUAAUUUCAAUGGUAAUUUUUAGUUUUUUUUUUGUACCUUUUUGAGAGUGGGCUAUUUAUUCUAAAAUCUUCAUUAAUCUGAACAAAAA